Messenger RNA from Tuber aestivum (summer truffle), 141 nucleotides. Lineage: Eukaryota; Fungi; Ascomycota; Pezizomycetes; Pezizales; Tuberaceae. The record is from the annotation of a GenBank genome assembly.
AUGGCCGCAGAGGAUAUUCUCCAAAAAUUUCUUCCUGUGGGAGCAGUCGAUUCUGCUCCGGUACGAACUCUCUUAACGGAGAUAUUGGCCGGUGCAGUGUUAAAGAAGAUAGCAGAGAAGUGCCCAAGCGCCGGCUUUGUU